CUACUAUGAAACAGGCCUACCAUUAUACAAACGGCUGCCGCAAUUUAAUGCCCACUGGUUCGAGCAGUCAACGGUCCAAGCUGACUCGACCAGCAUAACCACGUACAUUAUCAUGGCCCUUUGCGUCAGGCAGCAAUUCCACAAGCGCAACACCCCGGAUGCCCAUCAAACCGCGAGCUACUGCACGACAUCAACCAUGGUACAACCCCAUCGUUCUGCAUCUGGCCACCGCUGCUUGACACCUGUAAGAAUUCAGAAAUGCUCACACACUAAUUCUGCCUACAUAAAAACCUGCGCCGGUACACCUAGCUCGUGCCGACCCAUCCCGAGCAAACCAGCCAGAGUGCUUAAACGACAAGUACAGAGAUGGCCUAGUACGUCGCCGACCGAAGAACUGCCUGAUGCACAGCACAACUUCUAUAUUCGGCACGACUUGCAGACCCCGACUUCGCCUCACGCAUCCGGCCCGACUACUAGCGUCAGAAAAGGGUCGGGCCUGCACUAAAUGAUCUGAGAAGGUACGAUAUAAGCAUGCAAAUCGCCUAGAUAUUGGAUCAGCGA
Alternaria alternata is the source of this 561-nucleotide messenger RNA. RefSeq lists its product as hypothetical. NCBI's taxonomy places the organism in Eukaryota, Fungi, Ascomycota, Dothideomycetes, Pleosporales, Pleosporaceae. The record is from RefSeq and is a predicted model, not a curated record. The transcript has a single exon. The coding region runs from base 113 to 505 and encodes 130 amino acids.